Cucurbita pepo subsp. pepo (vegetable marrow) is the source of this 2112-nucleotide messenger RNA. RefSeq names its product eukaryotic initiation factor 4B2 (gene EIF4B2). The record is from RefSeq and is a predicted model, not a curated record. Lineage: Eukaryota; Viridiplantae; Streptophyta; Magnoliopsida; Cucurbitales; Cucurbitaceae. Gene Ontology annotation, molecular function: mRNA binding; translation initiation factor activity.
CACUCAUCACUCCAGUUUUGUAAUUCCAUCCAUUUCAAUUACAAAACAUCCAAAGGGAAGACGGGAAAAAGAGGGAUUCUAUAAAAUCCUUCUUCCUCUCUCACAACGACCGUUUCCAUUUUCUAUUUCCAUCGCAUGUUCUCUGAGCUCCGGCUCCAUUAACGGAGCCUAGCUCAUUCACCAAACUCCAAUUUUUCGUUUAGAUCUCUCUUCUUCCUCUAUUUCACUACUUGCGAUUCCUGGAUCUCGAGCUUCAGCCAAGCCAAACCAAACGAGAUACAAAUGUCAAAACCCUGGGGUGGAAUCGGAGCCUGGGCCGCUGAUGCCGAGCGUGCUGAGGAUGAGGAGCGAGAGGCGCAAGCUGCUGCGGCCGCUUCCCAAGCAGAAUCCAAGAAUUUCCCUAGCCUUAGGGAAGCCGUCAGCACCAAGCCCAAGAAAAAGAAGAUGUCGCUGUCGGAAUUCACUAUGGGGACCUUGACGGGUCAUGGCGCCGGCGGUAGGCUAACGGACAGCCAGGGCUUGACCCCGGAGGAGAUGAUUCGGCUUCCAACUGGUCCAAAAGACCGCUCUGGUGAGGAAGUACGUUCUGGCCGGCUCGGUGGGGGAUUUCCCACUUAUGAUCGCCAAGGUAUGUCUGCUGGUCGAUUUCGAGACCGUGAUGAUGGCGAUGGGUCCUGGGGUGGUGGUCGACGAUCUUAUGGCGGGUUUGAUGAGGAACGCAGGGGCUCAUCUCCUAGGGCUUCCAAUUUCGAUCAACCUUCGAGGGCUGACGAGGUGGAUAAUUGGGCAAUGACGAAGAAAUCGCCCACAUUGGAUUCAGGUCGACAAAAUAGGUAUGGGUCGCUAGGCGGUGGUGUGGGUGGAAUUGCAUCUAGGGCAGACGAGGUCGAUAACUGGGCACGUGAGAAAAAGCCUAUUCCAUCGAGAUCCUCCACAUUCGGUUCCGGUUAUCGUGAGGCGAAUGAGCCUGAUCGAUGGGGUAGAGGCCGUUCACGUGAUAGUGUCACAGAACGGCCCCGAUUAGUGUUGGAUCCACCCAAAGGUAAUGUCGUAACAAAUGAAGCAACAAGGACGAACAAGCCAAACCCUUUUGGAGCAGCAAGGCCGAGAGAGGAGGUUUUGGCCGAGAAGGGAUUGGAUUGGAAGAAGCUGGAUACAGAAAUUGAGGCCAAAAAAACCAGUAGGCCAACUAGUGCUCACUCUAGCAGGCCUUCGAGUGCUCAAUCCAACCGUUCGGAGGGUCCAGGAUUACAGGGCGUAGAAAAUGUGGUGAAGCCGAGGCCAAAAGUCAAUCCAUUUGGGGAUGCCAAACCUAGGGAGGUUUUGCUGGAGGAACGUGGCAAGGAUUGGCGAAAGAUAGAUCUGCAACUUGAGCACCGUGCUGUUGACAGGCCUGAAACAGAAGAGGAAAAGAUGUUGAAGGAGGAAAUUAAUGUUCUAAGAAAGGAACUUGAGGAAGGCUUACAUCUGAAUACCAACAAAGAAUCGGUGCAAGAAUCUGCUGGAGAGAUGCAAAACCUGCGUGACAGAAUAAAUAAAAAAGAACGUGAACUGGAGACUUUGGUCCUUGAUUUGGAUGAUAAAGUUCGGUUUGGGAAGAAAGCCACUGAAAGACCUGGCUCUGGAGCAGGCAAGGCUGCUGCCUUUCAAGAAAGACCGCCUUCUCAAGGAUCCUUUGAUGAGUCCAGAAGUUUUGAGUCUAUGGACAGACCUCGAUCACGAGGCACUACAGAUGUAUGGAGUAGGUCUGCUGAUGAUAGAAAACCAAUCCAAGGUGCCAGAGAUGGAGGAUUUUUGGGUAACAGAAACAUAGAGAGGUCGAGGGAUAGAUGGUAAGCUUGCUUUGUGGAUACCAUUGAUUUUACGAUCUUGUUUGAGUAUCGGAAGCCAAGAUACAUUGGUCUCACCUUUUACGAUGUUUUUUCUUUUCUUUUUUGAGCUCCAGAAAUUGGAGCGAGAGAACUACUUGUCUGGUGCCAAACUUUUGUUACCCUUCAAACGAUGUAAAAUUGCUAUUUUUUUCUUAUUUUUGUUGAAAUUGAGGAGCCUGUAUUAUGGUUAGGACUCGAAUUAUAACCAGACAGUUGGGAUUCCCUAGUUCUUUUUUUCUUC